CUCCAUCCAUCCCUGCACGGAAAUGUCUUGCUACGACCUGUGCCCCACCACCACCACCGGCGGCAUCGCCUGCCCCCAGCCCAUCGCCAACAGCUGCAACGAGCCCUGCGUGCGGCAGUGCCCCGACUCCACCGCCGUGAUCCAGCCGCCCCCGGUCGUCGUCACCUUCCCCGGCCCCAUCCUCAGCUCCUUCCCCCAGCAGGCCGUGGUGGGCUCCGCCGGAGUCCCUGCCGUUGGCAGCUCCGCGGGGCUGGGAAGCCUCUACGGCUCCGGCGCCUCCCUGGGAGGCUACGGCGCCCAGCUCGGCUACGGCAGCUCCGCGCUCGGCAGCGGCUUCUGCAGCCCCUGCGCCCCUCGGCGCCUCGGCCGCAUCCUCCGCGGCAGCUGCGGCCCCUGCUAAAGGCU
Dryobates pubescens (Downy woodpecker) is the source of this 405-nucleotide messenger RNA. RefSeq names its product scale keratin-like. Gene Ontology annotation, cellular component: intermediate filament. The record is from RefSeq and is a predicted model, not a curated record. NCBI's taxonomy places the organism in Eukaryota, Metazoa, Chordata, Aves, Piciformes, Picidae. The transcript has a single exon. Gene Ontology annotation, molecular function: structural constituent of cytoskeleton. The coding region runs from base 23 to 400 and encodes 125 amino acids.